GCUUUGCUUCACACGUAUACGGCUGAGCAGCACAGCGUGCCCCAAAGGAAAGACAAUGGAUGGUGAAGCAGAAAUAGUGAGUGGAUGCACCCACAGAGAAAACAAAAGGUCAUACAAAGACUUUUUGAUGGAUGUUGAGGACCUGGAGGAAGCAGGAUCAGAUGCAGAGGAGCAUAGCACCAAGAUGCUUCACCAGUGUAUCCAAGAAAACUUGUUGCAUCCAUGUUUUAAUGCAGAGGGAAACAUUACUCUGAGGAGUCCAGGUCCCAUGAUGGAGUACUUGGUGUAUCUUAAUAGCCAGCAUUAUGGGGCAGAUUGUCCCAGUAACGGACCUGCCAGCCCCUCUGUCUCUCCAGUAGGCAACUGGCCUCGUCACUCUACACCUAUUCCUAGUUCACUGACAGCCAUUUCUACUACUGUUAGCUCCACGAUGACUAGCUUCAUGACUGAUUCAUGUAGUCCCAUUGGUUUUAUAUGUGGUGUCACCACUUCAGCCACAGACCCUCUAAUGUCCACCCCCAAGAGUCUCUGCUGCUCUGACCAGGAUCCUGCCAGUGCUGCAGCUUACCUUCACCUCCUGGGAGAAUCGUUAUCCCUGAUUGGACACCAUCUCCAGGAGACGGAUAAAAUGGUGUGUAUGUCGAGUAGUUUGUCUCUACUCUUGGACUCUCUAUUGUGUGCUAUGGCUCCACUUACCGGCCUCACUAUGCACAUACCAGAGCUGAGGAGCUGCACACAACACACACUGGCCUCCACCUUGGAUAACAUUGCGUAUGUGAUGCCUGGCCUGUGAGUAAAAGGAGACCCCUACUGGCUCUACACAGCAAUGAUAACCUGAAAAACAUUUUUCUGGUAGUUGAUACUUGAAAAGUAAGAGUUGUUGUGUUAUGAGAAUUUGCCUGCACUUUGAACUUUGAAGUGAACUUUUUUCAGAAGGACAUUUUUUUUGUUAAUUACAUAUGUUAAUUAUGUUUAAAAUGCAAAUUAAAUGCCUUGCAUUAACUAUUUGAUUAGAUAAGAUUUUUGAACACUCUGCUUUUUAAAUUUAUUGAAUAGUGAUAGAGAUGUCUUGUGUCCUUGGAAAACAUUAGAAGUAGUGGGUAAUUCACAGUAGAGAUCAGGCAUCACAUAUUUACAUUUGCCUGGUAACUCAAUAAUAAAUGUACAAGCUGUGGGGAUGUGUGAAAAUCUGUAAAUAUUACCCAGCUACUUUAAUCACAGCCAUGAAUAUAUGCUGAAAGAGUAAUUUUCUUGUUUUGCAAAUUACUGACAACAGGUUAACAUUUAAAUCCUUAAUGACAAAGUGUUAGUGACAUUAAUCAAGAGGUCUGUUUGUAAUUGCUUUGAUGUUGAAAUGAAACUUAACAGCUCUUACUCAUAUGGAAGGCCAUGAAGACUUGAAGUUUUAUGCUUAAUGA
Neolamprologus brichardi is the source of this 1418-nucleotide messenger RNA. RefSeq names its product HMG box domain containing 4b (gene hmgxb4b). The record is from RefSeq and is a predicted model, not a curated record. NCBI's taxonomy places the organism in Eukaryota, Metazoa, Chordata, Actinopteri, Cichliformes, Cichlidae.